UUGCUACGCGACUGCCGCCGCAGUUGUGUCCCGCGCGUCCAUGGCGUCCCUCAGGACUGCGAGCCCCGAGCUCCGAGCUUACUUCAGCCGCCACAACCUCCUCGACGUCUAUGAGGUGCUGCUUUGUGGGGUGAUUGUGAUGCGUCCAGAAGAUCCACUCACAUUUUUAGAAGAAAAGCUCAGAGAAAUAAUGGAGAAGGGGUUGGAUGCUGUUGUAUGGUAUAUGUGUAUUGACCUGUCUUUACACACAGAAUUGAAGAGGAUUUCAGAAACUUGCUUGAGCACUGUUUUUGGACUAGAUGGUGAACAACUGGUGACUGAAGAAUUAUGUGCCAAAGCAUGGAACUUUUACAGCAGAAACUUAAUGAAGUUGUGUUUUGGAGGAUGGAUCAGAUACAAUGUGCUGAGAAAGAACAAAAGGAAAAAGGUAAAACAGCAGGUGGCUGUAGCAGAGGUCCAUUAUAACAUCCAAAUAUUAAGACUAAUUGUACAGAAGUGGAGCACAUGGGUGCAGAUUCACAAGGAAAAAGUGGCAUUGACAAUGAAGAGAGUGCAACAUAUCUUUAAUCAAGGAUAUUUAAAUGCUGUUAUGAAGGCUUGGCAUGCAGAGGCCCACAGGUCUUUGGAAACAAAAGCCUACUUUGAGAGUUUGGAAAAGAAAAGUCAGAUAGGCUGUUUUGAAACAAAUGACCUUACUGUCAGACAGAAACCAUCCCAUUUACCAGAGGAAGCCUUAUUACAGGUUUUCCAAUUUGUAAAUUUAGAUGAUCUGGCAAGAUGUGCUCAAGUUAGUCAAACGUGGAUGCUGCUGACUCAGAACAGUUCAUUAUGGAGUGAUAUCAAUUUCUCAUCGGUGAGAAAUAAAGUUCAGGACCAAACAGCAGUAAGUAUUUUGCACAAGUGGCAUCCAUAUAUCUUACAUCUGAAUCUUCAAGGCUGCUCGUCUCUUCACUGGCCCAGUUUUAAAAGUAUUGGUGAAUGUAAGAAUUUGCAAGAUUUAAAUCUCUCUGAAUGCCAGGGGUUAAGUGAUGAAUCAAUGAGACUCAUAUCAGAAGGCUGCAGAGCUCUUCUCUAUUUAAAUCUGUCACAUACAGACAUUACUGACCGAACACUACGGCUGUUGCCAAGCAGCUUCCCCAAUUUACAGCAUCUGAGCCUAUCUCACUGCAGAAAAUUCACAGAGAAAGGUUUACUGUACCUGAGCUCUGGAAAAGGCUGCCACAAGCUCCGCUAUUUGGACCUUUCAGGUUGCAUUCAGAUUUCAGUUGACGGCUUCAGAAAUAUUGCCAAAGGCUGCAGUGGGAUUCAAGAUUUGCUACUCAACAAAAUGCCAGCUCUUACAGACAGAUGUAUUCAGGCUCUGGUUGAAAAAUGUCAACAGAUAAUGUCUAUUGUCUUUCUUGACUCUCCACAUCUUUCUGAUACAACAUUCAAAGCUCUUGCUGAAUGUAAACUUGUCAAGGUCAGCAUUGAAGGGAAUAACCAAAUUACUGACUCAAGUUUUGAAUUGAUGAGUAAAAGCUGCCUGUACAUCAGGCACAUACAUGUGGCUGAUUGCCAGAAGAUUACAGAUGCUGGUCUGAAGAUGAUUUCUCCACUGAAGCAUAUUCUUGUACUAAAUGUGGCAGACUGCAUAAGAAUCAGUGAUGGAGGUGUAAGGCCAUUUGUACAAGGAUCUUCAGGAGCUAAGCUGAGAGAGCUGAAUCUGUCUAAUUGUAUUCAUGUCACUGAUGCUUCUAUCACAGAAAUAGGACAAAGAUGCCAUAAACUGACCUACCUAAAUUUGUGUCACUGUGAAAAUGUGACUGAUGCUGGGAUUGAAGCUUUGGGAAGUAUUUCAGCAUUGCUAUCCAUUGAUCUCUCUGGCACCAACAUCUCAGAUAUGGGCUUGAGAUCCCUUGGCCAAUAUGGGAAAAUAAAGGAUAUUGCUAUAUCAGAGUGUGAAAACAUCAGUGAUACUGGGAUUCAGGAGUUCUGCAAGGGCACAAAAUACCUGGAACGCUGCGACAUCUCUUGCUGCCCUCAGUUGACAGAUGAAACUCUGAGAUCAAUGGCAUUUCACUGCCACAGAUUGACAGCUGUUAGCAUAGCAGGUUGCCCAAAGAUGACUGAUAGCUGUAUCCAGUAUUUGGCUGCAGGCUGCCAUUAUCUUCGCUUCUUGGAUGUUUCAGGUUGCAUUCAUCUUACUGACAAAGCACUGAAACAUCUUUGGAAAGGUUGUAAGAGACUCCAGACUCUGAAGAUGCUGUAUUGCAGAAAUAUUACCAAACAAGCUGUCUUGAAAUACACAGCCAAGCUUGAGAGACAAGAACAUAAUGAUGCUGAUCCUCCUUCCUGGCUUGGGUAUGACAGGGAUGGUAAUAUGUCCCCUUCACCAAAACACAUGUGGCAGAGCCUGAAUAAACAAAUCCUUCAAAAGGAAAGAUGAAGAAAUUGCACAACUUCUUCUGCAGUCCAGGAGUUUUACACUAGGGCAUGAGGAGAACACUCUAUUAUUUUCUUUAAAUGAAUCACACUUUAAUAAGAGGUGGUUUGCUGCAUUACUGGGGAAGCACUGCAGAUCU
Pogoniulus pusillus (Red-fronted tinkerbird) is the source of this 2564-nucleotide messenger RNA. It is a transcript of the gene FBXL13, whose product is annotated as F-box and leucine rich repeat protein 13. Gene Ontology annotation, molecular function: protein binding. Gene Ontology annotation, cellular component: SCF ubiquitin ligase complex. Lineage: Eukaryota; Metazoa; Chordata; Aves; Piciformes; Lybiidae. Gene Ontology annotation, biological process: SCF-dependent proteasomal ubiquitin-dependent protein catabolic process. The record is from RefSeq and is a predicted model, not a curated record.